Talaromyces proteolyticus is the source of this 1236-nucleotide messenger RNA. RefSeq names its product ubiquitin-related domain-containing protein. The transcript is spliced from 3 exons. Lineage: Eukaryota; Fungi; Ascomycota; Eurotiomycetes; Eurotiales; Trichocomaceae. The record is from RefSeq and is a predicted model, not a curated record. Bases 161 to 913 code for a protein of 250 amino acids.
UCGCCGCCCUGCUAGCUAUCUAUUGUCUAUUACAUUGUUACUAUUCUUACCACCUCCAUCCUCUUCUCCGCUCGCUCGCGUACCCGUCAAUUCGACGGCCGUACCCUGAAGUUUUCACUGGCAUCUUUUAAAUGAAAUAAGGGCGGGCUGAGCGAUCACGAUGGCAUCAACCGAGAACGUGCCACCCGCGGCUCCUGACGCUCCCGAGCCUAGCGAAUCAGCAGCAGCAGCUACAACAGCGGCAGACAAGUCCUCUCAAUCGCACAACGAUGAGAGCGCAGUCGAGGAUGCCUCUGUGCAGAACACCAGCGCCGACCACCCCGACUCUCUCCCGCCCAAGCCAACCUCUGCCGAAGCGAUGGGUGACAAUGCCACCGCGCCAGAACCCGAACCAGCUCCAGAACCGGCAGCUGAACCAAAGACCGGCGAGGAGCCCGCUGCAGUGGCCGUCACAGAAGGCGAGACGACUGACCAGUCCGGCAAGGAGGAAGACAAGAGCGACGGCGGGCCAGAACUCGCGAUCACGUUAUUGUUGACCACGGGCGCUCGGCAUCCAUUCAAGAUCGAUGGGAAGUAUUUACGGCGCCGCAGUGUGAAUGUGGAGAAUGAUGAUCCGUUCAAUCUAAGCGUGUAUACGCUGAAGGAGUUGAUAUGGCGAGAGUGGCGGCCAGAAUGGGAACCGCGGCCGACGUCGCCGAGCUAUAUUAGGCUGAUAUCGUUUGGAAAGUUGUUGGAUGAUAAGUCGCCGCUGACAGAAUCGAGUUUGACUACCGAUACCCCCAAUGUCAUCCAUAUGACCGUCAAGCCGCAGGAAGUCGCGGACGAGGAAGACACCAAAGGCGGCAAGUCAUACUCGGGUCGAGACCGGGAUGCAUCAGAACGGAGCCCGAGUUGUCGCUGCGUUAUCUUAUGAUAGCAUCACAUCACUGGAUACUGAUACUCAUUCACUUUGACAAGAACACCUCUCCUUAAGCACCCUACCUCCCUCGUCUUGUUUCAUUCUAUCCAUGAUAUACCCUUGUCUUUUUCUUACAAUUUCAACAACGUUCAUCACACAUCCCCGCAUCACUUUGUCGAGAAUGGACCAUUGACCAUUCUCCUCUCUCGUCUGUCAUGUUACUGUCCUUCAUUUGGUGUAAGGUAAAUCGGCGUUAUAUCCAUUCUUAUUCACUAUCAUAUGGUUUUCUCCUUUUGACAGGGUUACUUAUAUCGUUCAUCUGGUCAUGACAGUUACAU